AUGGUGAAAGACGGAGAGAAGCCUUUUGAUUGGGAAUCCAGAAGAGAAACCAGGAAUUUAUCUCCAAAGCAGAGCUGUUAUGAAAUUAAAUCAUUGCAACCAGAGAUAAAAACACCUAUAAGGUCUAACCUUGUAUGCAUUAGGGUUAGAGAUAAUAGUGAAAUCAAAUGCUACCUGGAGAGACAACAAGAUGGACAUUUCAAACCGGCUCUAAUAACCUCUGAAGAAAUGUCUGCUUUCAUUCAGUGCAAAGUUUAUAGAGUACCUCAGAUAAUUCAUACUGGGAGGAAGUCAUGUGAAUACAAGGAAUGUAAGGAAGUUUUCAGGUACCAAUCAGACCAUAUUCAACAUGAAAGCAGUCAUAAUAAGGAAAAAAACUCUAAAUGCAGAGAAUGUGGAAAAGCCUUGAAUAGUAGGUCAGACUUGAAUAAGUGUCAGAGAAUUCAUGAAAGAAAGGAAAGUAAUGAAGGUAAUAAACAUGCCUUUAUUCAUGAUUCUGAAAUUACUGAACCUCAGAGCAUUAAUACUGGGGAGAAGGUUCUUAAAUGUAAAGAAUGUGGGAAAACCUUUUCUUCUAACUCACAGCUUAUUAACCAUCAAAGGAUUCAUAUUGGUGAGAAACCCUAUGAAUGUAAGGAAUGUAAGAAGGCCUUUCCAACUACUUCACAACUUAAUUUACAUCAGAGAAUUCAUACACAUGAGAGGUACUAUGAAUGUAAGGAAUGUGGAAAAGCUUUCACCCGUCCCUCACACCUUUUUCGACAUCAGAGGAUCCACACUGGUGAGAAACCCCAUAAAUGUAAAGAAUGUGGUAAAGCUUUUCGUUAUGACACACAACUUAGUCUUCAUCAAGUAAUUCAUACCGGUGAAAGACGCUAUGAAUGUAAGGAAUGUGGAAAGGUAUAUAGCUGUGCCUCACAACUGAGUCUACAUCAAAGAAUUCAUACUGGCGAGAAACCUCAUAAAUGUAAGGAAUGUGGGAAAGCUUUUAUCUCUUAUUCACAUCUUAUUCGACAUCAGAGUGUUCAUACUGGUGAUAAACCAUACAAAUGUAAGGAAUGUGAGAAAUCCUUUCGUCGUGGCUCAGAACUUACUCGACAUCAAAGAGCUCACACUGGUGAGAAACCCUAUAAAUGUACGGAAUGUGCAAUGACCUUUACUUGUAGCACAGAACUUAUUCGACAUCAAAAAAUUCACACUGGUGAGAGACCCCACAAAUGUAAGGAAUGUGAAAAAUCUUUUAUUCGAAGGUUAGAACUUACUCAUCAUGAGAGAACUCAUAAUGGUGAAAAACCGUAUGAGUGUAAGGAAUGUGGAAAGGCCUUUGGUCGUGGCUCAGAACUUAGUCGACACCAGAAAAUUCACACUGGUGAGAAACCUUAUGAAUGUAAGCAUUGUGGAAAAGCCUUUAUUCGUGGCUCACACCUUAGUCAACAUCAAAAAAUUCAUGCAGGACAGAGGAAUGAAUGAAGAUAUGGGAACAUUCAGAAUUUAAUUGACAUCUGAAAUUCAUACUAGUAAAACAGAAACAAAUCUCUAUGAUUAUAAGGAAUAUGGGAAAGUACAUAAGAAUAACUUAAUAUCAAGAGUUUGUACUGUGAAUGUAAAGUGUUUAAGGGCCAGAAUGUUAGGAAUUGGGAGGGUUUAUUUGUGUUUCAGAAUUCCUUUCCUAUCAUAGUGCAAUUGGUAAAAAAAACUGAAUGUAAGAAAAAUGGGAAAGUUUAGGAUAGCAGCAAAUGUGUUAAGAGGCAUUAAUAGUUCAAACCUUUCUCAACAUCAGGAUCA
Artibeus jamaicensis (Jamaican fruit-eating bat) is the source of this 1785-nucleotide messenger RNA. RefSeq names its product zinc finger protein 568-like. The coding region runs from base 1 to 1470 and encodes 489 amino acids. The transcript is spliced from 2 exons. Lineage: Eukaryota; Metazoa; Chordata; Mammalia; Chiroptera; Phyllostomidae. The record is from RefSeq and is a predicted model, not a curated record.